GGCUUCCGCCCUGCCCUCCGGUCCCCUCGGUUCCUGGGUAAGGCGCUGGGCAUCUUGGCCAGAGCCGGGACGUGGACCGUUCCGCCAGCCGCACCUCAGGGUGGGACCUUUUCUCUUCCCCACUGGAAAAGCAAACCGACUUCUUUCAGGAUGGUGCUGCUCAGCUGGAGUGUGCUGUGGCUGCUGCUGCCUCUUGGCUCCAGGGCCCAGAAGCUGCCCACUCGAGAUGAGGAGCUUUUCCAGAUGCAGAUCCGAGACAAGGCGUUUUUCCACGAUUCAUCAGUCCUUCCAGAUGGAGCUGAGAUCAGCAGCUAUCUCUUCAGAGACACACCUAAAAGGUACUUCUUUGUGGUGGAAGAGGACAAUACUCCACUCUCGGUCACGGUGACGCCCUGCGAUGCGCCCUUGGAGUGGAGGCUGGGACUGCAGGAGCUGCCCGAGGAUGGCAGCGGGGAGAGCUCAGGUGACCCCGAGCCCCUCGAGCAGCAGAGGCAGCAGAUGACACACGAGGAGGGCCCGGAGCUCUUCUCCUACAAGGGCAACGCYGUGGAGUCCUUCGCCUCCUCCAGUUCCCCCGCGGGUCUGUACCAGCUGGAGCUCCUCUCCACGGAGAAAGACACGCACUUCAAAGUGUAUGCCACCACAACUCCAGAGUCGGACCAGCCCUACCCGGAGCUGCCUUACGACCCCCGGGUGGACGUGACCUCCCUGGGGCGCACCACGGUCACGCUGGCCUGGAAGCCGAGCCCCACGGCCUCCUUGCUGAAUCAGCCCAUCCAGUACUGCGUGGUCAUCAACAAGGAGCACAACUUCAAGAGUCUCUGUGCAGCAGAAGCCAAGCUGGGGGCGGACGAGGCCUUCAUGAUGGUCCCCAAACCUGGUCUCGACUUUAGCCCCUUCGACUUUGCCCAUUUUGGGUUUCCUCCCGACCCCCUGGGCAAAGAACGCAGCUUCCUGGCAAAGGCUUCUCCCAAACUGGGCCGUCCCGUGCACCCCAGGCCCAAGGYGGACAUUCAGAAAGUCUGCAUCGGCAGCAAGAAUAUCUUCACCGUCUCCGACCUGAAGCCGGACACGCAGCACUACUUCGACGUCUUUGUGGUCAACACGGACACCAACAUGAGCACCGCCUACGUGGGCACCUUUGCCAGGACCCAGGGGGAGGCCAGGCAGAAGACCCUGGAGCUCAAGGACGGCAAGGUGACGGACGUGUUUGUCAAGAGGAAGGGGGCCAAGUUCCUCCGCUUUGCGCCUGUCUCUUCCCACCAGAAAGUGACCUUCUUCAUCCACUCCUGCCUGGAUGCUGUCCAGGUCCAGGUGAGAAGAGACGGGAAGCUGCUGCUGUCCCAGAAUGUGGAGGGCAUCCGGCAGUUCCAGCUGAGAGGAAAACCUAAAGCCAAGUACCUGGUCCGCCUGAAGGGAAACAAGAAAGGGGCUUCYGUGCUGAAGAUCCUGGCGACCACCAGGCCCGGCAAGCAGUCCUUCCCCUCUCUGCCCGAAGACACGCGGAUCAAAGCCUUUGACAGGCUCCGCACCUGCUCCUCGGCCACAGUGGCCUGGCUGGGCACGCAGGARAGGAACAAGUUCUGCAUCUACAGGAAAGAGGUGGACGACAGCUACAGCGAAGACCAGAAGAAGAGAGAGCUCAACCAGUGCCUGGGACCGGACACCAGGCCCAGGUCCGAGAAGGUCCUCUGCAAGUACUUCCACAGUCAGAACCUGCAGAAGGCGGUGACCACAGAGACCGUCGGAGGUCUGCGGCCCGGCAAGUCCUACCUGCUGGACGUCUACGUCAUCGGACACGGCGGGCACUCCGUGAAGUACCAGAGUAAAGUCGUCAAGACCAGGAGGCUCUGCUAGGUCCCGAGGGAGGGACCCCAAGUCACGUUACCUGUUGACUGACAGCUCCCACAGCCG
Messenger RNA from Urocitellus parryii (Arctic ground squirrel), 1914 nucleotides. It is a transcript of the gene Ndnf, whose product is annotated as neuron derived neurotrophic factor. The record is from RefSeq and is a predicted model, not a curated record. Gene Ontology annotation, molecular function: protein binding; heparin binding. Gene Ontology annotation, biological process: extracellular matrix organization. NCBI's taxonomy places the organism in Eukaryota, Metazoa, Chordata, Mammalia, Rodentia, Sciuridae.